This is a messenger RNA of Aphanomyces astaci, 189 nucleotides long. RefSeq lists its product as hypothetical. The transcript has a single exon. The coding region runs from base 1 to 189 and encodes 62 amino acids. NCBI's taxonomy places the organism in Eukaryota, Oomycota, Saprolegniomycetes, Saprolegniales, Verrucalvaceae. The record is from RefSeq and is a predicted model, not a curated record.
AUGGCGUGGUGGCUGUGGCUCAUGACCAAGCACUUGGUCGAGAAUUUCGUGCUGUACGCGCUCCUCUUCCUCCUCUGUGGCACCGACACCCCGCCCAGUGACAAUGAGUCCAAGUCGUCCAAAUUCGACAUCCACCGCCAGUACGAGACCAUUCCGGACGGACCCCCUCCGAAGCGACCAUGGUGGUGA